GUACUGUUACCUCAAUAUUCAAUGUGUUUAAUAGGUUAUGUGAUUGUACUUUUGCUGAAGUGCAGUUUCAAUUUGUGAUCGUAAUUCAUAAUGGGUAACUGUUAUGAAAUAAUUUCUUCUCCAAGCUUACCUGUAAUAGUAUGUAUCUUCUUGUCAGCAUCUGGACAUGUAGGUAUAAUAAAGGCAAUAGGAUUCUAUAUAAGCGACAUCAAUAUUGAUCUGAAAACCACACCGACCGACAUGGGAGUUGCACUUGGACUUCUGAACACCGUUUUCUUCGUACCAAGUCCAAUAAUUGCCGCCCUCUAUCGAUAUCAUUUUCUUCGUCGUCCGUUGGUUAUAUCUGGGGCGUGUCUUCAAACAUUAGGAGUGGCGUUCUUGUCAUUGGCAACGAGCAAAGCUCAAAUGAUCAUCUUUCUAUCAAUGACAGGUUUUGGAAUCGCUACCUUGAUUACGUGUUGUAUUUUGACAUUACAUCAUGUGGCUCAGGAAAACUACAAUCUAUGUUACGGCCUUGGUUUGAGCGGGUAUGGCGCCGGUAUGGUCCUUUUGCCUAUUGUAGCUGAAUUCCUACGUCACCCGUACGGUUGGAGAGGUGGAUUGCUCAUUAUAAGCGCCCUUAUAGCGCAUACCAUCCCAUGUGCUGUGGGAAUGAGAAUGAAAUUCGCCGAAGUGAGUACACAGAGAAACGGUUUUAAGCCAAUCGAAAGCUCGUCUACAGGACCUUCGGAAAUGGACAUAAGGGAAGAAGGCGAAGCAACUAAAUGUCAUGGCUUAGGCCUGUCAGAAGGAGACAACCAAUAUCGGCAUGUUGAUGGCUUUCGUAGGUUCACCAAUAUCCUUCGUGAAUCUGAUUUCUACAAGGAUCCUGUAUUUACCCUGAUAUUUGGUGUGGAUUUCGCAUUCUAUAUGGUGUACAGUGGUUGGCACUCUUUUCUCGUACCGCAUGUUCUGCAAAGAGGAAUCUCGGUCCAGAAAACCAUUAUCUUGACAUUCUCAGGAGCAGUAGGGAAUACUCUAAGCAGAUGUGGUGUAGGUGCCAUUACAAACCACCAAUUCAAGCCGAUUGAUGUCUACAUCCUCGCUACAAUCCUCAACAUCGGUGCUUUACUCGUCGAUGUGCUUGUAGUCAACUAUUACGUUAUGUUGGUGACAUCAUGCAUCUCUGCCAUGUCCGUCGGAGGGAGGGCGGUGGUCACAACGCUUAUUGAGAGGGAAAGAGCAUCUCCCGACAAAUUCGAUGUUAUCUAUUCACUCGCAAGAUGUACUUCCGGAGGUGGGAUGUUUCUUGGAGGUUAUUUAGGUGGUUUAGUCGCUGACACUUUUUCUUCGUUCAAUGCUACAUUCACGAUGUUACCGAUCAUUGACGCCGUUGUUCUUAUCCUGAUCUUGGUGAUGAAAUGUAACCCUAAACCUGAUGAUAUUGGCAAUUUUCAAUUGAGAAAUGUGUCCACUCCUGAUGAUGGAUAACAAAGCUUUCCGGAACUUUGAGAUUCCUCAUCGCAACUCUUCUCCACUAACCAUCGCCGCCCAUCUACUCAGGACUUAUUAGGGCCUACUCGAUACUUUACUGCUUCAACUGCUCAUUUCCCAAAUCCUUUUAUAAUAAUUAUCAUGGAUUAAAAUUCCCAUUCUUACCCUUCCCUAUAAUCUGUCAACUUUGUGCUUUAUUGUGUUGUAAUAUGGAUCUUUUGGUGCAAGUUCAUUUGUUUCUAAUGUUCACCUCGCUUACCUCGCUCACUUACAGUUCAUUUGAACUUUCCCGGGAUUGUUGCCGGUCCAGAAAGUCAACAACCGCUGACGUUAUUAAUUGAACAUGUCAAUCAAGAUGUACCUGAAUGGACCAUACACAUGUAUAGCAUUACAUGCUCGCAUUACUUGUUUGAUUAGAUACCCAUGUCAAUGAUUGCAAAAAGUGUUAUCGGAUUAUUUUUGGACUUCUCCAAGGCCUUCGAUACCAUUGAUCAUAGUAUUCUUUUUUAUAAACUGCAUCAUUAUGGUGUAAGGGGCAAGGCCUUGGAGUGGUUCAAAAGUUAUCUUACAAACAGAAAACAAUUUGUCUCAUUGAAUGGAGUAGAAUCUAAAAGCCAACCAGUUAAUUGCGGUAUUCCUCAAGGGAGUAUCCUUGGCCCCCUGAUUUAUAUCAUAUAUGUAAAUGAUUUUCAAUAUUCAUCUCCACUUUUGUUUUUUAUUCUAUAUGCAGAUGAUUCAAGUAUAUUUUUCUCGCAUAAAAACCCUCAAAUGCUUGUAGAGAUUUUUAACACCGAGUUGCAAAGUAUUUGUGAAUGGAUAUUUGCCAAUAGGCUCUCUCUUAAUCUUGAUAAAACAAAUUUUAUGUUAUUUAGUAACUCUCUUACAAAUUUACCUGACAAUAUUUUAUUGAAUGAUGUCCAGAUCAGUAGGGUAAAAUCAACUAAGUUCUUGGGACUUUUUAUAGAUGACAAAAUGACCUGGAAAAUUCAUACAAACCACAUUUGCUCAAUUUUAUCUAGAAAUACUGGUAUAAUGUACAAACUUAAAUCAAUGUUUCCACUCCAUAUUAUGCAAAUGUUAUAUUCUACUUUAUUACUCCCGUAUUUAAACUAUGGCAUUCUUGCCUGGGGAAAUUCUAGUAAGCUUCAACUUGAUAAAAUUUUGGUUAUCCAAAAGAGAGCAAUUCGUAUAAUUUCCAAUGCCCAUACAGGUCCUCUCUUUUUAGAAAAGGGUGUUUUAAGAGUUUCUGAUAUUUUCUUUCUGCAGUUGGGUUCUUUCAUGUUUCAACUGAAUAAUAAUGACUUGCCUCCGGCACUUAAUUAUAUGUUCAUAAAAAACAACCAGUUGCACGACUAUCCAACACGCCAAGCAUUUUCAUUUCAUCUUCCAAAAACCAGAACAAAAUUUGCCCACAAUACUAUUAUUUAUUCAGGUCCCAAAUAUUGGAAUUCUCUCAAUAUCGAUAUAAAAAGAUCUGUUAGCUUAACUGCAUUUAAAAGAAAAUUGAAAACGUCUCUUUUGAGACAAUAUUACUUCUCGUAGAACCCAACUGUACGCUUUAAAUAUACAAUAUAUAUUUACCUAUUUGAACUCAAUUGUGUAUUACUUUUAGGACGGUCGGAGGGUGGAUUGGGCACCUGGUAGUCAGGGAAACUCUUUUAUCAACCACGUGCCUCUUCGAAGUUUGCUUCCUUUAAUACUUUUUCUCACCUAGCAACUAUCAAGGUUUUUUUUCUUUCUUUUCCUCGUCUGCCAGGUGCUCCAUCCCCUCACUAUGUCCGUAUGUUUGUCAUUGUAAAUAAAUUACAUGUAUUAAUAUCUACAGCUGCAGAUACCCUUACAAAGGACCCGUCUACUAUCUUCUAUUUCAUUGGCAUACGACCAAUUCUGUCAAAAUAUUUCAUGUCAUACUUACACGUCGUAAUCGUGAACAGCAAUAUAAUAGACGGGUCUUCUCUUCUCUUCUUUCCUUCUUUCUUUCUUUUAUGUUUUGCUUUGUCUUUCUUGGUCUUGUCUAGUUACCUGUGUGUCCCUGUUCUUUGUAACGUUCUCCGUUUCCGUCCUUGUCUAGUUUCUGUAACUUUCUCCGAGCUCAGCUCUAUUUUUUUUACUAUAACUAUUUUUAGCUAUCAAUGAUUACACAUUAAUUAUUUGUUAAGGGCCUAUCCACAACAAGCUUUUGCUUUACUUUAGGUCCAUCCACUUAGAUUAUGCAUUUAUAUUGUAAUUAUGCAUACUAUUUCGGAAUGAGUUGUAUGUUUUUCUUUGUAUUUUGAUUGAUUUGUGGAAAACAAAUGAAAUUAAAUUAAAUUAAAUUAAA
Molecule: messenger RNA, 3793 nt
Organism: Lytechinus pictus (painted urchin)
Lineage: Eukaryota; Metazoa; Echinodermata; Echinoidea; Temnopleuroida; Toxopneustidae
Product: monocarboxylate transporter 2-like
Exons: 5
Coding region: 91-1470 (459 amino acids)
Biological process (GO): transmembrane transport
Cellular component (GO): membrane
Molecular function (GO): monocarboxylic acid transmembrane transporter activity
Source: RefSeq, a predicted model, not a curated record